Messenger RNA from Aspergillus pseudonomiae, 1539 nucleotides. It is a transcript of the gene pex19, whose product is annotated as putative peroxisomal membrane protein receptor Pex19. The record is from RefSeq and is a predicted model, not a curated record. The coding region runs from base 102 to 1250 and encodes 382 amino acids. Lineage: Eukaryota; Fungi; Ascomycota; Eurotiomycetes; Eurotiales; Aspergillaceae. Gene Ontology annotation, cellular component: peroxisomal membrane; peroxisome. Gene Ontology annotation, biological process: protein import into peroxisome membrane. The transcript is spliced from 3 exons.
AGACCUCUCGUCGGAAACGAUUACGGGCCGACUACAAUCGCCUACGCAUUCCCUCCCAAGUCAUCACUGCUUCUCUUCCCCUCCCCCGCCUUUUCGGAAUCAUGUCCACCCCAUCGGCCUCGCCCGUUAAUGCGGGUGAUCCCCAACAGAACGAGUCUGCGCCCGUUACCACUUCAGCAGAAAAUGUAAACACGGCGGCGGCGGCGACCGCAGCGGCUGUCCCAGAGACCCCGGCACAAUCUGCAGACAAGCCACAAGCGCAGCCUCAGCAACCAAAACAAGCAAUUGAUGAUGACGACGACGAUGAAUCGGACCUGGAUGAAUUGGACGAUGUCCUCGACGACUUCAAUAAGCCCAAACCCGCCCCCGCCCCCGCCCCCAGCGCUCCAUCUCAACCUGCGCCCGCGCCAGAAGCCAACGAUUUCGAUGAAGAGGCUUUCAUGAAGCUGCUUGAAAAAGAUAUGGCGAGCAUGAUGGGCCACGCUGCUAAGGAAUCCGGGGCAUCUGACGACAAGGGUUUCGAAGACACCAUCAACCAGGGUGCGGACGCCUUCACGAAGCAACUGGAGGAGAGCGGGAUUCCGCCCGGUGACUUCCUCAAGCAGCUUUUGGCGGAUGUGAUGGCUGAAGAAGAGGGUGGGGAUGCUAGCACUGGAGCUGCUGCUGCGCCAUCGACUGGUAGUGCUGGGUCUUCGUCUGGUGGGGCGGGAGCUGGAGCACCGCCUGAGUCGUUCAAUGAUGCUAUUCAGCAGACGAUGAAUCGUAUGAAGGAUUCCGGAGAUAAAGCUACGGCUGCAGCGUCAGAAGAUGAUGGGGAUGAUAUGUUGGCGAAUCUGAUUAAGGCUCUUCAGACGACCGGCUUAGAUCCUGAUGAGGAAGACGGCGGUCUGAUGAAUGUGGUUGCGGCGAUGAUGGAGCAGCUGUCGAACAAAGAAAUGCUGUAUGAACCGAUGAAGGAGCUUGAUGCGAAGUUCGGGCCCUGGCUGGUGGAGAACAAGGGCAAGGGGAAGUUCUCCGAUGAGGAAAUGGAGCGGUUUGAGAAGCAGGCGACUAUUGCGUCGCAGAUUGUGGCCAAGUUUGAAGAGCCAGGUUACACAGAUGAAGAUGCUAAGUGUCGCGAGUAUGUGUGGGGAAAGAUGCAGGAGAUGCAAGCUGCCGGAAGUCCACCGGAAGAACUCGUCGCGAAUCCGUUUGGGCAAGACCUCAAAGGUCCCGGAGGUAUGCCGAUGCCGGAUUGUACCCAGCAAUAAAGAUCUGGUCUGAAAUUACCGAUCUUUCGGUGACAUUUACCCAGUCUCGCUGCAAUUGCAGACCUCAUCUCUUAUGGCACUUCAAAUGCAUCUGGUGUUGGCAUCUUCUGUACAUAUAUCAUUUCGAUACCCUAUUUACUAAGCCAAAUGUCACAAGGCUAUCUAUCUUGACAUGUAUAUCACAGACAAAUACGUAGGCUGUUGGCCCGAAACAAAUCAAAUGUGGACCGCCAGCGACCAACCCAACCGAACGCCGUAACGCAACCUAGCCCAUAUGUAUUACCCAGUU